AUGUGCGCGCAUGUUGGCAUUCUGUUGGAGAGGUUUUGCGAAACUUUAAGGAUGAUAUACCUUGGAUGUUUCCUGUUGCUCUGUGGGCUUACGCAUGUCAUGGCAAGCUAUCCCAUCUGGUGGUCUCUAGCAGUGGGUCACCAGUACUCAUCAAUGGGUACUCAGCCUAUCCUUUGUGGCAGCAUACCAGGUCUGGUGCCCAAGCAGCUGCGUUUCUGCCGGAACUACGUGGAGAUCAUGCCCAGCGUGGCCGAAGGGGUGAAGAUUGGUAUACAGGAGUGUCAGCACCAGUUCAGAGGCCGACGCUGGAACUGCACGACGGUCAACGACAAUCUAGCCAUCUUUGGGCCGGUGUUAGACAAAGCCACUCGAGAGUCAGCUUUUGUCCAUGCUAUUGCAUCGGCGGGAGUGGCCUUUGCAGUGACCCGUGCCUGCGCUGACGGUUCGGCCACCAUCUGUGGAUGUGACACACGUCACAAGGGCCCCCCUGGUGAAGGCUGGAAGUGGGGUGGCUGCAGUGAGGAUGUGGAAUUUGGGAGCAUGGUAUCCCGUGAGUUUGCAGAUGCAAGGGAGAAUCGCCCCGAUGCACGCUCUGCAAUGAAUCGCCAUAAUAAUGAGGCAGGAAGAAUGUCCCUCAACGACAACAUGUUUCUGAAGUGUAAGUGCCAUGGGCUCUCAGGCAGCUGUGAAGUCAAGACCUGCUGGUGGUCUCAGCCAGACUUCCGAGUUAUUGGUGACUACAUGAAGGACAAGUAUGACAGCGCGUCUGAGAUGGUGGUGGAGAAACACAAGGAGUCCCGAGGAUGGGUGGAGACGCUGAGACCCAAGUACAACUACUUCAAACCUCCUACAGAGCGUGACCUGGUUUACUAUGAAAGUUCACCCAAUUUCUGUGACCCCAAUCCUGAGACCGGUUCCUUUGGCACCCGGGAUCGCAUCUGCAACCUGACAUCUCAUGGCAUAGACGGAUGUGACCUGUUGUGCUGUGGCAGGGGCCACAACACCAGAACUGAGAAAAGAAAGGAGAAGUGUCACUGUAUUUUCCACUGGUGCUGCUACGUCAGCUGUCAAGAGUGCGUAAGAAUCUACGAUGUGCACACCUGCAAAUAGAGAUGCACAGGUUCUUCUCUUUUUUCACCAAAAAACUUAAGUAAGCAGACAAACAAAUGCAGGUUUUUAUCUAUAAAACCUGAAUAAAGCUGUCUGACCUGUCCAUGGAGAUGAAUACAGAACUGUGUUGCGUUUAGUGCUGUGAUGCUGCAAAAAACAUCUGCCCAAAUCAGCUGGAACAGAUAUCUGAAAACAUCAUUAACUGUGAUGGUGGCGAUGAUGGCAAUAAUAAUAAUAAUAAUAAAAACAAAAAGAAAAAUUGGAAAAAAAUUCACGUGCUUAUGUAGGGAAGGAAAAUUGUUGGCUGAUUGAAAAACACCAUAUUGGUGAUUUUUUUUUUUUUUUUUUCCUGUGUUUAAAGUAAUUAUUUUGUUGAGAAUAUUGCAGCACUGCUGAUGCUUUCAAGUCUGUGGAGCAAAAACAACAUUUUGAUAUUUAACCAUUACAUGAUCAGACACUCGACAGCAUAUAUUCACUUUCUCAAUAUUAUUAACUUGUUUCUGCAUAUCUGAGAACUAACAUGAUCAAUGUGUGAGUGAGUUUCAUAGUAUUACUUAAGUUUGGGUAAGAAUGCACUUGCACCUGAGUGAAUGUAGUUUUUAUGUUGUUAUGUGUUUACAUAUUCUCACA
Molecule: messenger RNA, 1740 nt
Organism: Melanotaenia boesemani (Boeseman's rainbowfish)
Lineage: Eukaryota; Metazoa; Chordata; Actinopteri; Atheriniformes; Melanotaeniidae
Gene: wnt3a
Product: wingless-type MMTV integration site family, member 3A
Exons: 4
Coding region: 1-1110 (369 amino acids)
Biological process (GO): neuron differentiation; canonical Wnt signaling pathway; multicellular organism development
Cellular component (GO): extracellular region
Molecular function (GO): cytokine activity; frizzled binding
Source: RefSeq, a predicted model, not a curated record